UAAACUUUUUUUGAAACGAUGAAGUUUACUCUUUCCUUUGCCCUCGUUGGCAUCCUCCUUGCCGUAGGGCGGGUGGAAUCCCACGGUUACAUGAGGGAGCCCAUCGCGCGGACGUCCAUCCAACUCAGGCCGGAGUUCGGGACGAAUCAGCCCUACUGGUGGGACAAUACGGGCGUCUGGUGCUGCAAUGUGAACCAAGACAUGCAGUAUUCCACUUGUGGGAGGUGUGGCGACGCGCCCGGAGAGACGACUGCGAACCAGGGCGGGAUCUAUGACAAGGGCGUCAUCGUCAAGAAUUAUACUAGUGGAUCGAUAAUUCAAGUCAUUGGGAACUGGGAUGCCCCACAUUACGGCUCUUUUGAGGUUGAGCUUUGUCCAAAUCAGCAGGAAACCGAUAACUGCUUUACUAAGUUGCCCAUCGUCGGAGGGUCAGAAACGGUUCGGAUCGAUGACCGGAUGUGCGUCCCGCACUUCACGGGUACUGUCGAGGUCACCGCGCUGGUUUAACUCCCCCCCGGGGUGACUUGCAACAGAUGCACGCUUCGAUGGACGUAUCGAACUUCAUACCCUGGACCGGCGGAUUGGGAAAGCUGCUUAAACCGAGAGCCAGCCCAAACGUUCAGAAACUGUGCCGAUGUCGCGAUUCAUUAAGUUGGACAUGAGGAAAACGUAUAUAUUUAUUCUGAAAAAUUUUAUCAAAUUGUAACGAAUUCUUAGUAGAGGGUUGACCCAAUCAAGUGAAACAAAUUAGAAUAAAUUACUUAUA
Messenger RNA from Folsomia candida, 766 nucleotides. RefSeq lists its product as uncharacterized. The coding region runs from base 19 to 507 and encodes 162 amino acids. The transcript has 3 exons. The record is from RefSeq and is a predicted model, not a curated record. NCBI's taxonomy places the organism in Eukaryota, Metazoa, Arthropoda, Collembola, Entomobryomorpha, Isotomidae.